ACCGGAAACUUAGACGAAGUUCGGAGCCCCGCCCCCGCCGUCCCGCGACCUGCCGCCCCCUACUCGGACUGACGAGUCGGCCCGGCUGUCCCGAGCGCCAUGUCGGGUUCUUCUAGCGUCGCCGCCAUGAAGAAGGUGGUUCAGCAGCUCCGGCUGGAGGCCGGGCUCAACCGCGUGAAGGUUUCCCAGGCAGCUGCCGACUUGAAACAGUUCUGUCUGCAGAAUGCUCAACAUGACCCUCUGCUGACUGGAGUGUCUUCUAGUACAAAUCCCUUCAGACCCCAGAAAGUCUGCUCCUUUUUGUAGUCCUAUAUCUUGAGGUUUCUCAAACCACUUUUCAUGAACCAGUGAAUAUUCAAGAGAACUGUUUGAAGUCUGUACAAAAGCUUCUCUUUAACACGUGCCAUAAUACACAAUCUUCUACUUCUACUUGUCAGUCCUUAACAUCUACCUCUCUGAAUUUUCAUGGAUUUCUGUUUCACAAGGUUUAACUAUUUUAUAUACACUGGCUGUAGCAUACAAUAAAGCAACAUACAAACUUU
Arvicanthis niloticus (Nile rat) is the source of this 542-nucleotide messenger RNA. RefSeq names its product G protein subunit gamma 5 (gene Gng5). Gene Ontology annotation, cellular component: heterotrimeric G-protein complex. NCBI's taxonomy places the organism in Eukaryota, Metazoa, Chordata, Mammalia, Rodentia, Muridae. The record is from RefSeq and is a predicted model, not a curated record. Gene Ontology annotation, biological process: G protein-coupled receptor signaling pathway. Gene Ontology annotation, molecular function: G-protein beta-subunit binding.